AUGGACCAGAAGUCGCCGCCGAUAGAGGAGGAAGAUGGCUUGAAAGGAAAAAAGUCCAAACAGGGCCCAAGAAAGCGAGUCUCCCAGGCUUGUGACAAAUGCCGCAGCCGAAAAGACAAGUGCGAUGGAGCAAAGCCAGCUUGUUCGACCUGUGUCGCAAAUGGCCGCGCUUGCUCUUACGACGCGAAUGUGAAAAAGCGCGGCUUGCCAGAAGGGUAUGUACGGGGCUUAGAGAAGUUGUGGGGGCUGGCCAUUCGGGAUGUGGAUAAAAUCGAAGACAACAUGCUCGAAGCCAUCACUCGUAAAAAUGGAGACCAGCAGGACUGGAAUGAUGAAGCUGGCUCUGAAAGUUUGGUGAAGUUGUGGAGAAAGUCACAGCUUUCGCAGGAACUAGAGCGGGUACUUUCAUCCAUUGAAACUGUCGCAGAAAGUGGUAAAAGAAAACGACUUGACUCCGAUGCGCAACCCGACCGGCAAGGGCUUGGUACAGACUUUGGUGGAUCUCUACCGGCUGAAAUAGAUAGAAUAGAUGCCUUGAAACUGAAAACUGACACAGUCACGACUCAGAUCAUUCCUGAAGGCAACGGGCAUCGAUCAAUUCUUACACCUGCUGAAGGGGCACUUGAUAGGAUUCCAGAUCUUCCAUCGGAGACUUGGCACCUUUUAGACGUUUACUUUUCUUACACUCAUCCUUGGCUGCCAAUAAUCGAAAAGCACGAUCUUUUACGAACUUCUUACCAAUACUCACAAAACCAGAAUUCGGGUUGCGCUUCUGGAGACCACGCUGUGUUAUGGGCUGUAAUUGCUUACUCGAAGUUUCAACACAGAGCCAUAAAUAAUAUACCCCGAGCUCAGGGCUCUGUUCGUGAUGUGGUGUGGACAGCGGAAAGAAUGUACGCUCACGCAAGAACACUAAUCCCUAACGAGGAAGGUAUCUUUGAACUCGGCCACCUCCAGGCCCUACUCAUUCUGACGUUGGCAAACAUUGGAAUGGGUUAUUUAAGUCGUGCCUGGAUACUUGUCGGUAACGCAGUACGAGCUGCUUUAAAUCUACAACUUCAUAAGUGGCCCGAGCCUACAUCAAAUGAGUAUAGACCAAAAUCUCGAGCGAAACACAUAUUCCUUGGCUGUUUCGUUCUUGACACCAUUAUUGCCGCCCGCUUAGGACAUCGGCCACAUCUCAGAGCUGAUGACGCUAGUGAGGUCGGGUUAAUUGAUGAAGAUGGCCUCGAAGAAUGGGAUCCUUGGACUGACUCUUUGUCGGUUCGGAAGACGUAUCUUGCUAGUUCGCGAGUACCGUCCUCGAUUUUGAGCACUUUCAACCGACUUGUUCAAGUCCUUCAAGUGUUAAGCGAAGCCAUUUGUGCGCCCAGUGAUGACCGGUCUCUACAAAUAAGCACGGGUCUGCUCGAAAGACUCCACGUCUUCAGUAGAUCACAGUCUCCACCGCUUUAUUUCGAUUCUUCCUCGGCGAAUAGUGAGCAAGCUUUGUCUCUGCUCCCUCACCAAUACCACCUACAUUUUACAUAUUUUACAACACUAGCAUUUUCUCAGAUGCUUGCGCAUAAUCAGAGACAAGAUGCAUUGAGCCUAGAAACUCCUUUGAGAACAGCUCGGCACAUCUCUGAGCUACUCAAGAGGCAUUCUGGCAUAUAUGGGCUGCUGAUUGUUCCUCCGACGUAUGAGUACUUUAUAAAGAGUGCAUAUGAUAUUGUUAGUGAGGUCCAGAGCAGUAUUGACCAUACUCAUGUUACUUUCAACGAUUGGAAGCACGAUUUGGAUGUGUGCUUGGAUGAGAUGGAAAAUUCCUGGACAACUUUCGAGUCCCUUCGAGAUGAAGUUUCCCGACAAUUCCCCACCCGACGCCGGCGAGAGAGUGAGGUAGCUUUUGAUCUAAUCAAUGGUAUGAAUCAACAACAACCGCAGCCAGAUACGCCGAUGUCCGCACAAACUCCUCAAAGUUCUCACAUGUCAGGACCAUACAGCCCAAAUCCGUUUUCGGGACAAAGUCACAACUCCAUGAACACUCUACGACCGCGAACUUUGAGCCAUACGAUGGGAAUGCCACCCUCUACAUUACAUCGGUCUCAAUCAUUUGGUAGAACAACUCAUGGUCUACCACAGCCUCCUAGCAUGUACCAGAAUGCUCACGCGGUUCUUAUUAACAGAGGUGAUCAGCCACAGGCAGCAGCGGCAAGAAGUGGCGGCUCCCAAGUGGCUCCUCGAUUGAAUUUGGCAGUGGAGUCACCACUCGACCCACAGUUCGCGAGCAACCUCUCCGCUAUCUCUGACAACGACACAGACCCCUUAGCAAACGAAUUCGCUGCUCUCGAUGCCAUGGAAUGGACCGGCAACUGGGAUCAGAGUCUACUCAAUCUCGGUUUCACCGACCGAGACAACAUGAAUCAAGACUUUUACACCUUUUGUCAAGAACCUGAUCCUUUGCACCCGAAUACCGUCUUUCAACAGUUGGUUGCAAACUCUAAUGCGGAGGUUACGGACUUUUUCGAUGGUUCGGGAUUGGGAUUGGGUGCAUCGGUUGGCGCUUUUGGGAUGGGCUUGAUAGAUGAGCAUGAGGGUAUUGAGGCUAGUCAGAUAUUACAGUCGUUGAGUGCGGCGGAAGAUGAGAGAGCGGGACGAGUGUUGAAUUAA
Molecule: messenger RNA, 2652 nt
Organism: Glarea lozoyensis ATCC 20868
Lineage: Eukaryota; Fungi; Ascomycota; Leotiomycetes; Helotiales; Helotiaceae
Product: Zn2/Cys6 DNA-binding protein
Exons: 5
Coding region: 1-2652 (883 amino acids)
Biological process (GO): DNA-templated transcription; positive regulation of transcription by RNA polymerase II
Molecular function (GO): DNA binding; zinc ion binding; DNA-binding transcription factor activity, RNA polymerase II-specific
Source: RefSeq, a predicted model, not a curated record